Molecule: messenger RNA, 204 nt
Organism: Dracunculus medinensis (Guinea worm)
Lineage: Eukaryota; Metazoa; Nematoda; Chromadorea; Rhabditida; Dracunculidae
Source: the annotation of a GenBank genome assembly
AUGGAAAAUUGGAAAGACAGCGAUAGCUCCGGCGCUGGCAGUACAGUUGAUCCACUGUUUUCGGACUACGACGAACAAAGUUGGUUUGAUAGCGACAGUGGAGUUGCCAGUCCCGUACACGGCGAUCCGGUAGCGCAAACACUGAAUUUACUGACUAAGCCAGAAGCAAUGGGCAAUUUAGAAACACUUUUAAGGUUUAUUUAA